CUCAAAUGACCCUCCCCGGCGGGUGCCUGGGCCAAGCUGGUGACUGGCCGGUGGGUGAAGCCGCUUCAGGAGCCGGGGUUGGGUGUGGGCUGAGGCCGGGCUCAGUGGUGGCUCAAGUGCCCGCCUUCGGCUCGGGGCGGCUGCGGGGAGACCAGUUCGGAUCCCGCGGGCGGGGCCGGCAGCCUGCACCGGUGGGCGGGUGCUGCCUGCGAGCGCUCCCUGGGGCAUGUAAGCGCUCCGCGGCACGAGCCCCGGGCGGGGCCGGGAGGGCAGCCCUGGCCGGCUGCGUGCGUGUCUGGCCGGCGGGGGCCCCGGGAGGAGCUCCGCUGACACGUCAGGGAAGAAGCAUUUAACCCCGGCAGCGGGCUCCAGGAAAAAGGAAGAGAAAGUGCAAAGUGGCGGAGGCUCGCUCAGCCCGGCGCUGGGCUCUGGGGUCCCUCCUGCACCAGAAUCCGUCUCAGCUGGAGCUUGCCAGAUUUCACUUGUGACCCAGCCCUGGAUUUAGACCUAGCUUUCCAGAGGUGAAAGGUUGCAUGAUGGAAUUUAAAUUUUCCCAAGAAAAGCUUCACAUUUUGGAUCAGUAUCGCUGAGAUUGUCUUCUGUUUGCUAUACACUGAGUGGAGUCUCUUGACAUAAACUUGGCCAAAGAGUACAUAAAAAUGGAUCUCAAAGAAAGCUGCCCAAGUGUUAGCAUUCCCAGCUCUGAUGAACAUAGAGAGAAGAAAAAGAGGUUUACUUGACUCUCUGGAGCCCCUGGGCAUUGCUCCUUGAGCCUGCAGGAGGGGAUUACGAAAAGGAGAGACAGACACACAUGAGGAAAGCAUUAUUGUAAAAACCAUAAGGAAGAUGUGGAAGAUUCUUGCACUUAGAUGUGUAACUUUUCUUGAACUGCUUGAACAUCCAGCAGGUUUACAAAGUAUUGGUCUCCGUUGGUAGAAAUGAGUGGUUUGUCUUCAGACGAUAUGCUGAAUUUGAUAAACUGUACAACACACUGAAGAAACAAUUUCCCACUAUGAACCUGAAGAUUCCAGCUAAAAGAAUAUUUGGAGACAAUUUUGAUCCAGAUUUUAUUAAACAGAGACGAGCAGGACUGAAUGAAUUCAUUCAAAAUUUAGUUAGACAGCCAGAGCUAUGCAACCACCCGGAUGUCAGAGCAUUUCUUCAGAUGGACAAUCCAAAGCAUCAGUCAGAUCCAUCUGAAGAUGAGGAUGAAAGGAGCAAUCAAAAGCUAAACUCUACCUCACAGAAUAUCAACCUGGGACCAUCUGGAAAUCCUCACGCUAAGCCAACAGACUUUGACUUCUUGAAAGUCAUUGGGAAAGGCAGCUUUGGCAAGGUUCUUCUUGCAAAACGAAAACUGGAUGGGAAAUUUUAUGCUGUCAAAGUACUGCAGAAAAAAGUUGUUCUCAACAGGAAAGAGCAAAAACAUAUUAUGGCUGAACGUAAUGUACUGUUGAAAAAUAUGAAACAUCCAUUUUUGGUUGGAUUACAUUACUCAUUCCAAACAACAGAAAAGCUUUACUUUGUUCUGGAUUUUGUUAAUGGAGGGGAGCUGUUCUUUCAUUUACAAAGAGAACGCUCCUUUCCUGAACAGAGAGCCAGAUUUUAUGCUGCUGAAAUAGCCAGUGCAUUGGGCUACUUGCACUCCAUAAAUAUUGUAUACAGGGAUUUGAAACCAGAAAACAUUCUCUUAGACUCACUGGGACAUGUAGUCUUAACAGAUUUUGGACUCUGUAAAGAAGGGAUUGCUAUCUCGGACACCACCGCAACCUUUUGUGGGACACCAGAAUACCUUGCCCCAGAAGUGAUCAGAAAACAGCCCUAUGACAACACAGUAGACUGGUGGUGCCUUGGUGCGGUUCUAUAUGAAAUGCUUUAUGGGUUGCCUCCGUUUUACUGCCGUGAUGUUGCUGAGAUGUAUGAAAAUAUUCUUCACAAACCUCUAGAUGUGCGCCCAGGAGUCAGUCUUACAGCCUGGUCUAUUCUGGAAGAACUCUUGGAGAAAGACAGGCAAAAGAGACUUGGAGCAAGAGAAGACUUUCUUGAAAUUCAAAGGCAUCCUUUCUUUGAAUCUCUCAGCUGGGCUGACCUUCUCCAAAAGAAGAUUCCACCACCAUUUAAUCCUAAUGUGGUUGGCCCAGAUGAUAUAAGGAAUUUUGAUGCAGCUUUUACGGAAGAAAUGGUUCCUUAUUCAGUUUGCAUUUCCUCUGGUUAUAACAUUGUAAAUGCCAGUGUGCUGGAGGCAGAUGAUGCAUUUGUUGGAUUUUCUUAUGCACCACCUUCUGAAGACUUGUUUCCCUAGGAGGCUAGGAGCCAACAAAUGCUGCACAAGUACAAGUCUGAAGAUGGACUGAAACAUGAGUGUGAACAUAGUCCAGAAUAUGUGUAACUAGUGCCUCAUUUUAUAUGUAGGGUUGAAACCAAUGAACAAACAUUUUCUGCUGUAUAUGAGGAAAUUGGGCAUUUCAGAUGGCUUUCUUUGGGAUUUAAACUGUUAUACCUGCUGCAUAAAAAUAUUUUUAAAAUGAAGAUCUCUAAAAGCUGUUCCUUUACACUAUCUGUUUUUAAGCAAACACACGGACUGGUUUUUUCUCCAGGUUUACAUUAAUACCUAUCCAGGAUUUGGUUGUCUUUCAGCAGCAGCAAACUUAGCACAUUUAUAAAUGCCUUUGUAACUAUUUACAGUGACUUUGUGCUUGAAUUGUAACUAUGCAAUUGUCUUUUGUAUAUCAUUGUUUAAAAAAAGAUAAAUGUUUCCCCUGUUAUAUCACCUUUUGAAAUAUAAGUUCAUUACUUUACAGCACUUACUCUAAAAUUUAAUUCCUCAUUGAAGAAUAAGUACAUACUUCAAGGAUCUGCACACUGAAAAGUUGCUCAUUUAGGAUCAAAUUGCCAUCCUUACUCCUCUUCGUAAAUACUUUCUGAAGUAUUCCUUUCAAUUUCCACUGAAUUAUUUGAGAAAUAAAGCACUACUCAAAGCGAGUAAGGGUAGCACAAACUAGCCCAAAAUAUUUGGUAACACUACUAAAUACAUUGUCUAUAAUGUUCUUUUCUGAUGAAGAAAUAUCUGAAUCUCAACUGCACUAAAAUUAUUUUGCAUUAAAAUUCCAUUUUUCCAAAGAGUUGGAGGGCAAUAAUCAUUGCUACUUUUAAAGGCAGUCUUGCUAUGACCCUAUAGCGAGGCGAUGGUGCCAAAAGUUAGGAUUAUUUCGUGUGUAUCUGGAAUACUAAUUUAUAUUCUAAAUGAACUGUAUCAGAAUUCAUAGUUUCUUGUCUUUCUAUAUUCUAAUGUAUCAGCUCUUAAAUCUUCACUUGAUAGUUAUUUUUCCUAACUAUUAAACUAUCUUUUGAUUACUUUUAAGAAUGUGAAGAGAGAGAGUACAGAGUGUGUGCCUCUUGUGAUAUGCACAUAUAACCAAAAUGCUAAUAUUGAUCAACUUGUUUGGGUUUUUUUAAACACAAUACAUCCUGAAAGUUGGCUCCAGUUUUAAUGUGACUUACUUAUAGCAGUAAUAAUAUUUGUGAUUCACUUUGGUUGUAAAUAACAGGUUUGUCUGUCACUUGGUAAGUGUGGGAGCACACUUUUCACAAUGCAUUUCAGUGCCUUUAACUAGAUCACCAUGAGAUCUUAACUCCUUGAAAGAAAUUUAAAAAAAAUGUAAGCAUUGAAGUUUCUCUGAUCAUAAAAAUGCAACUUGUGUGUCAUAGCUAACAAAACAAAAUCCAAGUAAUUAAGAUAAACAUUAAGCUACAGAUCUUGUUGCAGUGGAAUAGAAUCCCUUGUGAAGAUCAGGGAAAGUAGCAUUUCUAAUAGGACACUUGUAAGUAAAAAGUAAUAAUAUGCCUAGAAAGCUAUGUCAGUUGAAAAUUCUCAGAAGGUUAAACCAAAGUGAAUUUCUCACUUGAAGCAAUAAUCCUUUGUAUGUCACCUGCACAAUGAUUAACACUGAUGAAACACUGAAGAAUUGACACAAGGUGUCUGUCUGCUCAUGUACCUCUGCUAGCUAACUGAAGUAGUAGUAAAAGGAGAGAGGGAAUGAAAGGGAUAUAAUUCUGCUAAUUUCAGCCUCCAUCGUCCUCUUUUCAAUAAAAUGUUUUCUCUGA
Chrysemys picta bellii (western painted turtle) is the source of this 4104-nucleotide messenger RNA. RefSeq names its product serum/glucocorticoid regulated kinase family member 3 (gene SGK3). The record is from RefSeq and is a predicted model, not a curated record. Gene Ontology annotation, cellular component: cytoplasm; nucleus. NCBI's taxonomy places the organism in Eukaryota, Metazoa, Chordata, Testudines, Emydidae. Gene Ontology annotation, molecular function: phosphatidylinositol binding; ATP binding; protein serine/threonine kinase activity. Gene Ontology annotation, biological process: protein phosphorylation.